Messenger RNA from Branchiostoma belcheri (Belcher's lancelet), 2520 nucleotides. RefSeq names its product tripartite motif-containing protein 3-like. The record is from RefSeq and is a predicted model, not a curated record. The transcript has a single exon. Gene Ontology annotation, molecular function: zinc ion binding; protein binding. Lineage: Eukaryota; Metazoa; Chordata; Leptocardii; Amphioxiformes; Branchiostomatidae. Gene Ontology annotation, cellular component: extracellular region. The coding region runs from base 578 to 2425 and encodes 615 amino acids.
AGUGCCAUGCAUCAGCACCCUCUGUUGACUUAGUAAUGAACUGCAGGCAAAUUUCCACUGUACAAAAAUAGUGUGGUUCAACUUUAUGAAUUUUAUUAACAGACAAGAAAACACAAGGCUGGUUUGGGAUAUGAACUUGCUUGAUUUCAGAAACACCCUUCUUCAAAUGGAUUAAAAUUAAAGUAGAAAAUAGAGUUGUGUUUAGUGAUCAUAUCUCUACCCUUUCAGAGCAAACAAGCACAUGACUAGCACCCGCACAGCUGUUUACAGUAUACUUAAUAUCAAUCAAUGAUUUUUGGUUUAAACCAACUCAUACAUCAGCAAAUGGGGUGACUUACACAUUUGGCUCAUUGCACACAAGCGACAGGUACUAUAGACUUACUUUAAUUUUAUGAUUUUUUAUCCCAGUCCUAUAAGCAAUCAGCUUUUUAGUCCCCUACAUUGUAAGAUUGACAUUGAAGUGGCAAAAAUAGUUUAUUCAGUCUCCCUCAGCUUUUAGUUCAGUCCACAGCAAACAUGGUUCAAACUUGAGACUUUGACUUGGGGCGAGGCUGCCACAUCAGCAAGAAGCAAAAUCAUGGCGGCUGCACCGACAAGUUUGGGGACACAUUUCAAGGAAGAACUGUCCUGCAGCAUCUGCCUGGAGCUGUUCAUCAGGCCCAAGAUGCUGCCCUGUCAGCACACCUUCUGUCAGGACUGUCUACAGGACCAUGCAGGGAGGGGAGGGACCUUCCAGUGCCCAAUCUGUCGUCGGCAGGUCAGGCUGCCACCCCAGGGGGUCGCAGGUUUGCCUGACAACUACCUGGUUACAAGUCUGUGUGAGAGGCUGCAAAAUCAGGCAACAUUAUCAGAGGAAACAAGGGAACAACCCCAGUCUGCAAACAGGUGCAGUUCUCACCCUUCUGAGGUACUCAAACAGUUCUGUAAACAAUGUCAGAUUCCAAUUUGCGAACAGUGUUUUGAAGAGACUCAUGAUGAUCAUCUCACAACAACCAUCAAAAAAGCUGCACAGGAAAGAAGCUCCACAGUCCAGGCCUUGAUCAAUGAGGGGAGGAACAUUGUUGAAAGUUACUUAAGCUUCCUCAGAAGUCUGAGGGAAGAAGAGAGAACCCUGAACGAAAAGAAACAGCAGAGAGACAAAAGCAUCAUUCAGGCCUACAACCAAAUGGUGCAGAAACUCACCCAGAGAAAAGACCACCUCUUGUCUGAAUCAGAAGAGAACCACACAAACAACUUGGACAGAAUGCAGACUGAAAGGGACAGUAUGUUGGCAGAUGUCAAUGAACUGUCUGCUGCCUGUGAUCGAGCAGAACAAGAACUGCAGCAGGGAUGGGUCGAGUUUCUCAGUCAGCAAACCGCUUUGACAGAGGUAGUAGGAAAGUACAGACGAAAAACAGCACCAACUCCUGUACAAACCCAGCCUGCUGUCUUUCAGCCCACAGACACCCCCGUGCCAGUAUUGGGACAUGUGACGGUCCAGUCUCUCCCAUCUGCACCAAUCCCAGCAGCACCUUCAGCAAGGGGAACAGGUCAUCACCAUGGUAACCAAAGACAAGGGGAGCGUCAGCCUCAGAAGGUGACAUUUGGUGGAGAGCGAUCAGGAACAGGAAAGUUCAUUGAACAAUGCGGUGUUACAGUGUCAAAUGAAGGGGAGAUCUUUGUAGCAGAUAAAAACCAGAGAAUCCAAGUCUUCACCCUGCAGGGAAGGUUUGUCCGACUGUUCCCAACAGUUGUGUCAGGUGAACAGGAGAUGCAGCCAACAGAUAUGGCCCUGGACGGGGAGGGGAACCUGUGGGUGGUGGGGUGGAUACAGUCUGCUGAGUUUGCUGUGCAGUACAACAAACAGGGCAGGGUGCUGAGGAAGAUUGGCCUACAGGACACAGGGUGGGCCAGAGGAGUUGCCGAGGACACCAGGAGGAACCACAUCCUCAUCACACAAAUCACAGGAGACAGGGACAACCCACAUGGUGCAGUUUUGGUGUUCAGGCCAGAUGGAACAUUGGUGGAAACUGUGGGUGGGAAAAGGAAGAGCUUACUAGCAUCACUAGUAUCAAGGCAGCAGGGGAUGAAGUUCCCACGGUACAUCACUGUGGACGGGGAAGGGAACAUUCUAGUGUCAGACUGGGACAAUGCCUGUGUCUAUGUGUACAACGAGGACGGACAGUUUCUGUUCCAGUUUGGAGGUUGGGGAAUUGGUGAAGGUCAGCUGAACAGGCCCCGUGGCAUCUGCACAGACAGGGCAGGGAACAUCAUCGUGGUAGAUGGGGGAAACAGACGUGUGGAGAUGUUUGACAAGACAGGAAAAUUCCUCAAACACAUCACUACAGACAUGAUGGGGCCACGAGCUGUUGCCAUGGCAACACAGGGACAGCUGGUAAUAACUGAUGAUAGAGACAACACUGUCAGCAUAUUCCAGAACUUCUGAAUCUGAUUGAGGUGAUAAUCAAACUGAACCAGUCUGUAACAAUAUCACUUUACAAAGUUUAGCUCUGUUGCUGUAUUAAGCAUGUUGCUAUAUUA